Messenger RNA from Alexandromys fortis (reed vole), 2667 nucleotides. RefSeq names its product patched domain containing 1 (gene Ptchd1). The record is from RefSeq and is a predicted model, not a curated record. The coding region runs from base 1 to 2667 and encodes 888 amino acids. Lineage: Eukaryota; Metazoa; Chordata; Mammalia; Rodentia; Cricetidae. Gene Ontology annotation, biological process: cognition; chemical synaptic transmission. The transcript has 3 exons. Gene Ontology annotation, cellular component: synapse; plasma membrane.
AUGCUGCGGCAGGUUCUGCACAGGGGCUUGAGGACGUGUUUUUCCCGGCUUGGCCACUUCAUUGCCAGUCACCCGGUCUUCUUCGCUUCGGCGCCGGUGCUCAUCUCCAUCCUGCUCGGCGCCAGCUUCAGCCGCUACCAGGUCGAAGAGAGCGUGGAGCACCUGCUGGCGCCCCAGCACAGCCUAGCCAAGAUCGAGCGCAACCUAGUCAACAGCCUCUUCCCGGUCAACCGCUCCAAGCACCGGCUCUACUCGGACCUGCAGACCCCUGGGCGCUACGGCCGGGUCAUCGUCACCUCCUUCCAAAAGGCUAACAUGCUGGACCAGCAUCACACGGACCUGAUCUUAAAGUUGCAUACUGCUGUAACCAAGAUUCAGGUUCCAAGGCCUGGCUUUAACUAUACAUUUGCCCACAUAUGUGUCCUGAAUAAUGAUAAGACUUGCAUUGUGGAUGACAUAAUACAUGUCCUGGAAGAGUUGAAGAAUGCUCGGGCCACCAACCGGACCAACUUUGCUAUUACAUAUCCCAUCACUCACUUAAAGGAUGGAAGGGCUGUCUAUAAUGGGCACCAACUUGGAGGUGUCACUGUCCACAGCAAGGAUCGGGUGAAAUCUGCAGAGGCCAUUCAGCUCACUUACUAUCUGCAGUCAAUCAACAGUCUCAAUGACAUGGUAGCUGAGAGGUGGGAAUCCAGCUUCUGCGACACUGUCAAACUAUUCCAGAAAUCCAACGACCAAGUCAAAAUAUACCCAUACAUAUCCUCAUCACUGAGGGAAGAUUUCCAGAAGACCAGCCGUGUAUCAGAACGUUACCUGGUCACCAGCCUGAUCCUGGUAGUCACCAUGGCCAUCCUCUGCUGCUCGAUGCAGGACUGUGUCCGCAGCAAACCCUGGUUAGGCCUACUUGGAUUGGUGAGCAUAAGCCUAGCCACUCUCACUGCAGCUGGAAUCAUCAAUCUUACUGGUGGAAAAUACAAUUCCACCUUCCUGGGACUCCCUUUCGUCAUGCUAGGUCAUGGAUUAUAUGGGACUUUUGAAAUGUUAUCCUCGUGGAGGAAAACUAGAGAGGACCAACAUGUUAAAGAGCGAACUGCAGAAGUCUAUGCAGACUCCAUGCUCUCCUUCUCUCUCACCACUGCCGUGUACUUGGUCACCUUUGGCAUAGGGGCCAGCCCUUUCACGAACAUCGAGGCAGCCAGGAUUUUCUGCUGCAAUUCCUGUAUUGCAAUCCUCUUCAACUACCUCUAUGUACUCUCAUUUUAUGGUUCCAGCCUUGUGUUCACUGGCUACAUAGAAAACAAUUACCAGCAUAGUAUAUGCUGUAGAAAAGUUCCAAAGCCUGAUGUGUUGCAGGAGAAGCCAGCAUGGUAUAGGUUUCUUCUGACAGCUAGAUUCAGUGAGGAAACAGCUGAAGGCGAGGAAGCAAACACUUACGAGAGUCACUUAUUGGUAUGUUUCCUCAAGCGCUAUUACUGUGACUGGAUAACCAACACCUAUGUCAAGCCUUUUGUAGUCCUCUUUUACCUUAUUUAUAUUUCCUUUGCCUUAAUGGGCUACCUGCAGGUCAGUGAAGGGUCAGACCUAAGUAACAUCGUCGCAACUGCAACACAAACCAUUGACUACACUACUGCCCAGAAAAAGUACUUUAGCAACUACAGUCCUGUUAUCGGAUUUUACAUAUAUGAGUCCAUAGAAUAUUGGAACUCUAGUGUCCAGGAAGAUGUUCUAGAGUUCACUAAGGGGUUUGUGCGGCUAUCCUGGUUUGAAAGCUACUUAAAUUAUCUUCGGAAACUCAAUAUAUCCACUGACUUGCCUAAGAAAAAUUUCACAGACAUGUUGAGGAAUUCCUUCCUGAAAUCUCCUCAAUAUUCACAUUUUCAAGAGGACAUCAUCUUCUCAAAAAAGUACAAUGAUGAGGUUGAUAUAGUGGCCUCUAGAAUGUAUUUGGUGGCCAAGACCAUGGAAACAAACAAAGAAGAACUCUAUGAUCUCUUGGAGACCUUGAGGAGACUUUCAGUCACCUCCAAGGUGAAGUUCAUUGUCUUUAAUCCGUCUUUUGUGUUCAUAGAUCGAUAUGCCUCCUAUCUCGGAGCCCCCCUGCACAACUCCUGCAUCAGUGUUUUGUUCCUGCUCUUCUUCUCGGCAUUCCUGGUGGCAAAUUCGCUGAUCAAUGUCUGGAUCACUCUAACUGUUGUGUCUGUGGAGUUUGGAGUGAUAGGCUUCAUGACCUUGUGGAAAGUAGAACUGGACUGCAUUUCUGUGCUCUGCUUAAUCUAUGGAAUUAACUACACAAUUGACAACUGUGCUCCACUGUUAUCCACAUUUGUUCUGGGCAAGGAUUUGACAAGAACUAAAUGGGUAAAAAAUGCCCUGGAAGUGCAUGGGGUAGCUAUUUUACAGAGUUACCUCUGUUAUAUUGUUGGUCUAUUUCCUCUCGCAGCUGUGCCUUCAAAUCUGACCUGUACACUGUUCAGGUGCUUGUUUUUAAUAGCCUUCGUCACCUUCUUUCACUGCUUUGCCAUUUUACCUGUGAUACUGACUUUCCUGCCGCCCUCUAAGAAAAAAAAAAAAGAGAAGAAAAAUCCUGAAAACCGGGAGGAAAUUGAGUGUGUCGAAAUGGUGGAUAUUGAUAGUACCCGAGUGGUUGACCAGAUUACCACAGUGUGA